AUGUGCAACUAUACCCAGCGCGAAUUCUACUGCGGUUACGUCCGGUGGAUUGUGUCGCGGUGGUGUCCAGUUUACAAAAGAACCCAACGACGAUGCCCGCCUUCCGUUACGCAUUUCGAAUACCGCGGGGAUGAAGUCUGCGGGGAAUGCAAACCAUCUGCCCCAGUUGUAUGGGAGAGUAUGAUCGAACGGUAA
This is a messenger RNA of Colletotrichum godetiae, 195 nucleotides long. RefSeq lists its product as uncharacterized. Bases 1 to 195 code for a protein of 64 amino acids. The transcript has a single exon. NCBI's taxonomy places the organism in Eukaryota, Fungi, Ascomycota, Sordariomycetes, Glomerellales, Glomerellaceae. The record is from RefSeq and is a predicted model, not a curated record.